Messenger RNA from Galeopterus variegatus (Sunda flying lemur), 4850 nucleotides. It is a transcript of the gene AHNAK2, whose product is annotated as AHNAK nucleoprotein 2. Bases 7 to 4059 code for a protein of 1350 amino acids. Gene Ontology annotation, cellular component: cytoplasm; costamere; nucleus. NCBI's taxonomy places the organism in Eukaryota, Metazoa, Chordata, Mammalia, Dermoptera, Cynocephalidae. Gene Ontology annotation, biological process: regulation of RNA splicing. The transcript is spliced from 3 exons. The record is from RefSeq and is a predicted model, not a curated record.
UUCAAGAUGCCCAAGUUCAAGAUGCCGUCCUUCGGGGUGUCGGCCCCAGGCAAGACCAUCGAGGCCUCGCUGGACGUGUCCGCGCCCAGGGUGGAGGCGGACGUGACCCUCCCCUCCGUGCAGGGCGACCUCAAGGGCACUGACCUCAGCAUUCAGCCCCCUUCUGCCGACGUGGACGUCAAGGCUGGCCAGGUGGGCGUGAAGCUCCCGGAGGGCCGCCUGCCCGAGGGAGAGCUUGGCGCACAGGCAGCUGGCGCCGGCCUGAAGGGCCACCUGCCCAAGGUGCAGAUGCCCAGCAUCAAGAUGCCGAAAGUGGACCUCAAGGGCCCCCAGGUGGACAUCAAGGGCCCCAAGCUGGACGUGAAAGGCCCCAAGGGGGAGGUGACCGCCCCCGAGGUGGAGGUGGGGCUGCCCAGCGUGGACGUGGACCUCCAGCUGGAGGGGGACCUCUCCCUGGGAGACAAGGACGUGGCCGCCAAAGACAGCAAGUUCAUGAUCCCCAAGUUCAGUAUUCCUUCUUUUUCUUGGUCCCCUGGUAAGGCUUCCAUGAGCAUUCGAGAGGUGGAGGGGAGGAUUACAUUCAAUGAAGAGGCUUUGAGUUUAGGGGAGGUGGAUUCUGCUGUCACCGUUCCUGGAGGUUGUCCUUUUCAUUAUAAUAUUGGAAGUGAUUUCGGGCAUUCAUUUGGGAAAGAUGAAGAGAAAACCAGACCUGAGAAGCCUCAUAGUAACAUCCGCAAAGGCUUUUUUUCCUCAGGGAAGUCUCGUAAAGACAUUACAGACCUGGAAGGUGGUUUGGGGGCACCUGUUCCCCAGAGUCAAGAGGCCGUGUCUGUGGACUUGCAGCCCGCUGAGGCACAGGGGCAGUGUGGGGGGGACCGUGGGCCGGCUGUUCUCGUGCCCCAGGUGGGACUCUCGGGUUUUGCUUCAGCCAGCCUUGAUCUCACUGGCCCCCAUGUGGCAUCCUCCAUCCACACUCCCGGUGGGGGUGUCACGCUUACGAAAUACCAGGUGACUGUCUCCCGAGCUCCCCUGGGCCCUGAGUUUUCUCAGGAAUCUUCUUCUGGGUCACAGACCGAUGUUCCCCUUCCCAGCCCAGAAAGCUUUAUAGACCUGAAUGCCCUUGAGGACAUUCCCUUGUCACAGACCGACAGCCACCCUGGCAAAGUGGAUGCCCUAAUUCCUGCAUCUUACCAUGAGGUGACUUUUCCUAAGUUUUAUCAAUCAAAGUUUGCAUUUCCAGUUGUGAAGGCGGCAGUUCCUGAGGGAGACUUGCGUGCCGCAGGGGAUGCUGCAGCUCUGUCCUCCCCAAUCUUGGGGUGGCGGGGAGACUCUUCAGGAGAGGACGGCCAGGUGUCCCCACUGCCAAGCACUGAGCUGCUCCCCACAGGUACCCCUGUGUCCCAGGGUAGAAAGGAUCAGUCGGGCCCCUUGGGGAUGUUGGCAACAGCUCCAGGAGAAGCUCCAGCUGACAAUGCUGACCGUGAAGGGAAAGGGAGUCCCUUCAAGAUGCCCAGGUUCAAGCUUCCAUCUUUUAACUGGUCUCCAAAGAAGGAGGUGGAGCCAAGAUGGGACCCUGAAUGCAGCCUGGAGGACUCCAAACUCAGCGUGGUUUUAGACGUGGGUCAGGCGGACACCCAGCCUGGGGUUGGUGUGUCUGACAUGGAGGUGCCCCCGGACAUGCCUCCUGAGAAGGACGGGGUGAAGGGAAGGCUCAGGAAGUCUGGCUUUGCCAUGCCAAAACUUGCUCUUCCCAAAAUGAAGGCUUCUAAAGGCGGGGUGGGCCUGCAACAGGCAGACGUGCAUCCUUCACUUUCCAGUGCCACGGCAGGAGGGGAUGUCCAAGCCACAGAGCAGCCCAGCAGUGGUGGGGGUCAGGGGGACACUGUUGCAACCGUGGACUCCCCAGGAGAGGGCUUUGACGUCCAUCCAUCCCAAGUCUGCAUUCCCAGUUUGGGCUUUGCCAAACCUGAUCUCAGAUCCUCCAAGGCCAAGGUGGAAGUGAGCCAGUCUAAAGCUGACCUGCCUCUUCCCAAACAUGACCCAUCUGUUGGAGGUGGAAGCCAAGGCAUGGGGCUCAGGGAUGUCCCAGCCAGCCAGCCCCGUGGGGAGGGGACAGCCCUAGCCACAGAAGACCCCCCUCAGACAUCCUGUCAAAUAGAUGCUGAAGUGCCCACAAUGGAUAGCCCAGAGGAGGAAGCCCCCGUGGGAGCAAUGACAGGGGACUCACACGAGAGCUGGUUUAAGAUGCCCAAGUUCCGCAUGCCCAGCUUCCGACGCUCCUCUUCCAAGGAGAGCGGUGGGGCCAGGGGGCGGGAAGUGCUGGAGCUCCCACCCCCUGCCAGCGCCGCCACAGAGGAAGAGGCAGCUGGAGUCAAAGGGGUCCAUGUCUCUGGGCCCAAGGUGGAGGCAGGUACGUCUCUGUGGCCCCCAGAAGCAGAAGCAGAUGUGACAGCUUCCGAGGGCCAGUUGCACGCAGACAUCCUUAGGCAUAAUAUGGAGGGCACAGGCUUGAAGCUGUCCCUCCCCGCUGCUGCGAUGUCCGAGGCUGAUCUUUCCCCUUCCGAGGGCAGCAUCCGUCCAGCCGAAAGCUCCCUCCCCGUUCAGGUGUCUGGCACGAGACUUUCAGAAACACAGGCUCCUGCAGGAGAGAUGGCCAAGAUGCCUCCUGCUAGGCCAGGAGGACACGAACCCGCCCAGGUGGAGGAGAGAACAGAGAAACGGUCCUCCCGGCCGGAAGGUCCCCUGACACUGAAGGCUUCCAGUACUGAAGUGCCCUCCCAGAUUUCCGUGGUGAACGUGGAUCGACUCUGGGAAGACUCCGUUCUAACUGUCAAAUUCCCCAGACUGAGAACACCAAGGUUCUCCUUCCCUGCUGCCAGCUUGGAGGCCGAUGUAUUCGUCCCCACUGUGAGGGAAGUGCGGUGUCCAGAGACCAGUAUUGACAUCGCCCUUCGGAAGGAGAGCCCCGAGCUCUGGGGGGCCAGCAUCCUGAAGGCAGGCACUGGGAUCCCCAGGGAGCAGCCAGUGGGGCUUGCUGGCUCCCCGGAAACUUCCGCAGUUUCCAAGGUCAGAGUGCACAUUCAGGGUGCUCAUGUGGAGAGUCAGGAGGUUACCAUACACAGCAGGUUGACACCAGAAUUUGCAGAUCUCUCGGCACCUGAGGCAUUUUCCACUGAGAUCAUAAGGGAAUCAGAGAUCCCUGCAUCCGAGAUUCAAAUGCCUUCUUAUGGAUUUUCCUUGCUGAAGGUGAAAAUCCCAGAGCCCCCCAGGCAGGCUAGAGUGUGCAUGGUGACUCAAGACUCUCUGAUGCGGGAGGGCUUGGAAGAGGCUCCCGCUGCAGCUGCUCCAGGAAUGGACUCGAUGUCUGCAGAUCUGCAGCCUGACAGCGGAGAACCGUUUGAGAUCAUCUCUUCCAGCGUCAGCGCACCAGAACCACAGGCAUUCACGUUUGAAGUGCGUCCCGGCCGCCAGCUUGCAGGCAGCUGCUCCGAUGAGGAACCAGCAGAAAUUCUCGAGUUUUCUGCUGAAGACAGCCAAGAGCCCACCCCCCCCCAGGCAGAUAGAGACAAGGCUCCAAAAGAGAAGCCAGAAAGUAAAAAGUCUUCUGGCCUGUUCUGGUCUUGGCUUCCAAACAUUGGGUUUUCUUCUUCUGCGGGUGAGGCAAGUGCUGAUUCCAAAGCUGAUGUCCCAAGAUCUGCUCCCGUUCAAAUGCAGCCCGAGGCCCGGCCGGAGGCAGAGCUGCCUAAGAAGCAGGAGAAGGCGGGCUGGUUCCGAUUUCCCAAAUUAGGGUUCUCCUCUUCUCCUACCAAGAAAAGCAAAAGCACCGAAGAUGAGGGAGACCUGGCAGAGCAAAAACUUCAAGAAGAAACAGUCACCUUUUUUGACGCCCGGGAAAGCUUCUCCCCUGAAGAGGAGGAGGAAGGUGAGCCGGGGGACGCCGUGGGCGCCAGGCCAGGCUCCAAAGCGAUGGUGGCAUCCACGGCGAGAACAGAGUUAAUGUUGCUGGAGCAGGACAAAGAAGCUGGUGAUGACCCUGUGUCCAGGCCCAUGACCGAAUGAAGGCUGGACAGUGGCUCAUCAGUGGGGGAGAGUUGGGCAGCUCAGGUAGAGCACAGAGGCCAGCAACCCUGCACGUCCCCUUGGUGUACAGAAGUGAGAACUCUGUGUCACUGUCACAUGGCCCCCCAGAAAUGGAACCAAAAAUGUGCCCAGCUCUCUCGGAGCUCUAGAAGCACCAAAGGCACCUGACUUCACACAGGACGCUGGAUUCACGUGGCAUACUGGUGCUCUGGCAGAAGAUGGCUGGUCUGCACCGUGUAAGUCUCAAGAGACCUGCCCGUGAGGCCCAGCAGAACACGCUGCUUCUCUGGGGGAAGUUCCAAUGGCUGUGGGUGCGGUUUUCAGUGUAGCUGCUGUCCUGCUGCUGCUGCUUCCUGAUGAACGUGGCUUUCUUACUUCAGGCAGAGUACAGUGUAUUCCAGGAAACCGUUUCCUGCUCACUUUCGAGCUUACUCCUUUGUCAAAUGUCUUGCUAGUGGCACGCUUCGGGAUGCUUUGUGUGACGAUGCGUACAUGCUGGGCGGAAGCUUGAUGGUCAGUGGCUGAGCGGCGACUGUGCCCAGUGCACUGGGUGAGAUGAGCCAGCAGAGGUUGUUAAGACACCCACGAGUUAUCACGAGACGUCAAUGCGUGUCCACUUGCCUGCCGGCAUCUGUCAGUGCCUCUCCUGUGUGCACAUCAUGCCACGCUGUCACCCCUGGGCCCCUUAUGUACACACUGCAGCCAGACUGCACAUGGGACUGGUUUGGCUGCUCCCUGGGUGGGAAAUAAAGGAAGGGAUGUGCCCCACA